GCAUUAACAAACUGAUGUGUUCAAGAAACCCUUGCUCUGUCCGUUGGCUAACGUUAAUGUUACAGUGCUUUAAAAGUAUGUCAUUUAAAGUGUUGCGAGGGAGCCUGGCACACACGGUACAAAACAAUACUGUUGAAGUUAGCAAAUUAGCUCAUGUUAGCUAACGUUAACCAUGUCUUCUCCCAGCGAACUAGCUAACAUAAGACCAACAGGAUGUGAAGAUUAGCUAGCUUUAUCGCUAGUUAGCUGCGGUUAGCUGGCAGUCGCCCUGAGAAUUCAACGCGUUAGCUAACGUUAACGUUAACGGCUAGUUAACGUUGACCAUUCACUCACAAACCUUGUCCAUCAGUUUCCAGCAUUUCUCCACUGUCUUUUUGUCCACGGCCCCGGGCUGGUGAUGGGAGUGGAGGUGGUGGUGGUGUGGCUGGAAGGCAUCCUUCAUCAUUCCGAUGAGCCCCCCGCCUUUCUUCAGGUUCCCUGCCAUGUUCGGGCUCGGCUAGGGAUGGCCAGAGCGGCAGACAGACAGGGCAGGACAGGGGUCAGGGGGACCGAACCGCUGACUUCAGUUAGCUGGACCGGGAGAUGGUGAUCCGGCACCCCCCGGCGAGGACAGCGCCCGAGUGGCGAAUCCGAGCCAGGGUCCGAAUGGGGGGUAGAGGGGUGACUAUCGGAUAAACGCACCCAUCAGUAAACCUAACAUCAGUUUGUCAGAUAAAUGUCCCUAUUGUGGAUAAAACUAGCCCCUCAGUCACUCACACCCCGUGCAAGCCUCUCUGUGCUGCAGCUAGCUGCGCUGCUCUCUUGUCUCUCUCUGCAGGGACCCACGCAGGCUAAUUAACAGAGCACCAGACCUGCCUCUCUGUUCGCCCUCAGCUGGAGGACAAUGGCACCGUUUCUCUGCCCAGGAGCCUUGUGGACUGGAGUGUGUCCUCUCUCCUCUUGACACCACCCGAUGUCGUUUCCCUUUUUUUGUCAGCAGCAGCAGCAGCUCUUUUCGCCAGUGCUGUGUCUUGACGGGAAGUUCAGUGACUGUGUGACAGUGUCAGAACUCCUCUGCGGGCUGUGAGGCGCACACGACACCACUGACUGACGAGAGGAAGUUGCACUUAAAACUGCGAAAGCUUCAUGGGCAUACACAGGAGGACCAUGGGUGAAUAAAUAUUGUAGGAAUUAACAUAGCCCAGUAUUUUUCUUGUCCUCUCCAACCCGCUGUGACGUAUAUGCGCAGCCCUUUCCUGUACGUCCCCUUCCGUUCACCCCCCCAAACUCCACGCCUUCCAUGUGCGCGUUCACGAACUAUGAAUGUAGUCGGGUGCGCGCCUCUGUCUGUACAGCAUUCAUACAACGGUGAAGGGAUGCUGAAUGCAGCCUUGAAUUCUCGCAGCGCUGGCCUUGGUCACCCUGACCACAAAGGACGCUUUGACAUGUCUCAAUAAAAGUAAGGAUCCAAUUACAUAGUCUGUGGAUAUGGGCAGGGGUGCCCCAGUCAAGUUGUGAUUGGCUGUUGUUAAAGUCAAUCAACUAUCAAUCAAGUUAGACAGUCAGUGGCCAAGGCAACUCACACAGCAACCAGUACCAUGCAACAAAGGCUCACCCCCUGUAUGUAGUGAGAGAGUCCUGUGAGUGUGUAGGUCUGAACAGGCAGCUUCACAGCAAGCAAACAUGACUCCAAAGAAAAAAACAAAAAAGACCUCCAUGAAGAAACCAGAAAAAAGUGAAAAUGACUUAGAAGUGAAGUAUAAGCGCAGUAUUCUGGAUAUAGCCAUCCUACAGGAUCACAUUGCUUCACAGUGUGAGUCUGUAAUAAAGGUCCAGUCCGAUAGAUCUGACCUGUGGAGACGCAUGAGAGACAUGGAGCAGAAGCUGCAGCACGAGAGACAAGACCACAGGGAUGUCAACUCUGACCUCAGUCGCCAGUAUAAAACCAUGCAGCAAGAAGUGGCCAACAAGGUAAAGGGGCUGGAGAAGGAGGUCUGCCAGCUGACAGAAGAACUUGCUCUUUGUCAGGAGGAACUAAGAAAAGAGAAAAGAGAGCGCGAGCAGGUGGAACAGGAGAAGGGCGCCGCCAUAGCUGACCUCCAACACAAGCUGGACAAAAUGGAAACAGACUAUGAGAAGAUUCUGCACGAGACUCUAGACAGCCUAACUUCCCAGCUGUCUGUGACUCGACAGGGGCGGGCGGACAAGAACACAACCCUUCAUCAAAACUACAAGGAACUGCUCUCUGAGUUUGGCUUGAAUGCACUGGACAGCUAAAAAGAUAGGCCCCUUACAAAUGUGUCGCUCCUCUCGGCGAGACACAUUUGUUUAAUGUUGCAUCCACAACUUGAUUGUGUUUGAUCAGACCAUUGCAUCUCUGCAACUCAAAAUUUAGUAUGCCUAACACACCGAUGGAUGGAUGUAUAUAAUAUUUUGAGUUAUCUAUGCAAGUAUUCAGCAGUUCACCAUGUAGUGUCUGUAAUGUUGUGUAAUGCCCACUAGAUGUAGCAAAUGAGAUGGUGGCUUGAAUAUCCUUUUUUAAUAUUAUAGUAUGUAUUCUGUAUUUUAUAUGUGUAAAUACAUGGCAUACUUUGUUCUUUCUUUAAAACAAGACAUGCCUUAAAAGCCAAAUAAAAGUAUGUGAGGUCUACGCUAACAUUGUAUGAAAUGAAUGAUACUGUACUGUAGAUAAACAGCAGUAAAGACGAUCAUGACCUUACAACAUGUAGGCAUGUUAAGCAAA
Molecule: messenger RNA, 2722 nt
Organism: Micropterus dolomieu (smallmouth bass)
Lineage: Eukaryota; Metazoa; Chordata; Actinopteri; Centrarchiformes; Centrarchidae
Gene: drc12
Product: coiled-coil domain containing 153
Exons: 6
Coding region: 1663-2256 (197 amino acids)
Source: RefSeq, a predicted model, not a curated record